Messenger RNA from Gossypium arboreum, 547 nucleotides. Its product is annotated as 60S ribosomal protein L37a-like. The transcript has 5 exons. Bases 116 to 394 code for a protein of 92 amino acids. Gene Ontology annotation, cellular component: ribosome. The record is from RefSeq and is a predicted model, not a curated record. NCBI's taxonomy places the organism in Eukaryota, Viridiplantae, Streptophyta, Magnoliopsida, Malvales, Malvaceae. Gene Ontology annotation, molecular function: structural constituent of ribosome. Gene Ontology annotation, biological process: translation.
AGUUACUUGAAGUUGUUUAUAAAACCCCAACAUGAAAACCCUAAUUCGUCUUUGUUGAUUUCUUCCCAAGAGCCGCUCUGCUUCUCGGACCACACACCUUCUCAACCUAACUACAAUGACUAAGAGAACGAAGAAGGCCGGAAUUGUCGGGAAAUACGGUACCCGAUAUGGUGCCAGUUUGAGGAAGCAAAUUAAGAAGAUGGAGGUCAGUCAACACAGCAAGUACUUCUGCGAGUUCUGUGGAAAGUAUGCAGUGAAGAGAAAGGCUGUUGGAAUCUGGGGCUGCAAGGAUUGCGGGAAAAUCAAAGCCGGGGGUGCUUAUACUUUGAACACUGCUAGCGCUGUGACGGUGAGGAGUACCAUUAGAAGGUUGAGGGAGCAAACUGAGAGCUGAGCCAAUAACAUUAGCAUACCCAACUUUCGUAGGAUGUUUUUGCAUGUUUAAUCUAAACGUAUUGAAAUCUUUCUUUUGACAAUGAUGUUAUUUUGUAUCAGGAUCUGGUGUUGAAACUUUAUAUGAGAUAUUGAGUUGUUGGUUUCUUCAUGA